AUGUCCGGUGCCCGGAACCUCUCCGCUGCACUGCGGCGGACUCGAGUGCCUCGUCCUCGCCUGGUCCCUCGCCCCGUCCUCUCUCACGCCUCUACCGCGACCGUGCGCGCCUUUACCUCCACUACCACUCGGCCAGAAUCCCGACAGAUCAAGUACACCAGCGACGCCUACCCAAACGUGAAGCGCGAUCCGCGGUUCGCCGAAUUGUCCGCCGACGAUGUAUCGCACUUCAAAUCCCUGCUGGGCGCCGAGUCCGCUGUCGUUGAUGGGGUGACCGCUGAUGCGGCAGACGACAUCGAGCCCUUCAACAGCGACUGGAUGCGCAAAUAUCGCGGCCACACCCGCCUGGUCCUCAAACCACGGACCACCGAGGAGGUCAGCAAGGUGCUGAAAUACUGCAAUGAGCGCAAAUUGGCCGUGGUGCCGCAGGGAGGAAACACCGGUUUGGUCGGUGGCUCUGUGCCCGUGUUUGAUGAGAUUGUCAUCAAUACGUCGCGGAUGAACAACAUCCGCUCUUUUGACCAGGCGUCGGGUGUGCUGGUCGCGGAUGCAGGUGUCAUUCUUGAGGUCGCGGACCAGUAUCUCGCCCAGUACGACCAUCUCUUCCCCUUGGACCUGGGCGCCAAGGGAUCGUGCCAUAUUGGAGGCAACGUCUCCACCAAUGCGGGUGGUCUGCGUUUACUGCGGUAUGGUAGUCUGCACGGGAGCGUGCUGGGUCUCGAGGCGGUCCUGCCGGACGGGACCAUUGUCGACGCGCUCUCGACCUUGCGCAAGAACAAUACGGGCUAUGACCUCAAGCAAUUGUUUAUUGGUGCCGAGGGUACGAUUGGCCUGAUUACUGCCGUGUCAAUUCAGUGUCCGCCGCGGCCCAAGGCUGUCAAUGUCGCCUACUUCGGACUGGAGAGCUUCGAGCAGGUCCAGCAGGCUUAUCUCCAGGCCAAGGGCCAGCUUUCCGAGAUUCUCUCGGCAUUCGAGCUUAUGGAUGGUCGCAGCCAGCGUCUGGUACACGAGUCCACCGGCAAUAAGUACCCUCUUGAGGGCGAGUACCCCUUCUACUGCCUGGUGGAGACCAGCGGAUCCAAUGCCGAGCACGACAUGGCCAAGCUGGAAUCGUUCCUCGAACAUGUGAUGGGCGAGGGCAUUGUCGCUGACGGCGUGCUCGCCCAGGAUGAGACCCAGUUCCAGUCCCUGUGGCGCUGGCGAGAAGGCAUCACCGAGUCCUUGAGCCAUCUGGGUGGCACCUACAAGUACGACGUGUCGAUCCCGCUGCCGGAGCUGUAUCAGCUGGUGGAGGACUGCAAGGAGCGAUUGACGCAGAAGGGAUUUGUCGGCGAUGACGACUCAUUCCCGGUGCGCGCCGUGGUGGGCUACGGUCAUAUGGGCGACUCCAAUCUGCACCUGAACGUCUCCGUGCGGCAGUACAACAAGGAGGUCGAGAAGGCGAUCGAACCGUGGGUAUACGAGUGGAUCCAAAAGCGGCAGGGCAGUAUCAGUGCGGAACACGGGCUGGGUAUUGCCAAGCGGGAGUUUAUCGGGUACAGCCAGAACGAGACGAUGGUGAAGCUGAUGAAGCAGCUAAAGGAUGUGUAUGAUCCGACUAGCGGCAACCAUUAG
Molecule: messenger RNA, 1614 nt
Organism: Penicillium riverlandense
Lineage: Eukaryota; Fungi; Ascomycota; Eurotiomycetes; Eurotiales; Aspergillaceae
Product: FAD-binding oxidoreductase
Exons: 2
Coding region: 1-1614 (537 amino acids)
Cellular component (GO): mitochondrion
Molecular function (GO): catalytic activity; FAD binding
Source: RefSeq, a predicted model, not a curated record